CUGAAUUCUAUAUGUAGAAUCAACGUGCGGCUGCCGUGCAGGACAGAGCUGCAUCCCAAGCCACACUCUGCUGUGUGCAGUUCUCCCUCUCUCCCCUAUCCUCUUUUCUCAUUUUUCCCUUUAUUCAUCUGCAGUUUGAUUACACGCACGUGAUAAACGUAAUGGCCCUGACCUGAACCUUGGGUUGCCAGUGUUUAUCAGAACCUCUGACCUCACUCUCCUUUCGUCCAUCUUCCCUCCAACGCGUGCUUUUCGCGUCCUCCAGAGGCCUUCAUGCCACUCUCUUAGCUCUGCUUUGCUCCAGUCCCUUCUUUUCCUUCAAGCACAUUUGCCUUGUUCCUUCUCAUCCCAUAGCCUGUCUAUCAGGGAGGGGAAAAGGUCCUGUGCCAAGAGCAGAGCUAUAAAAUAAAGCCUUCUGGAACGUCACAAGCGUCCAUUGUUUGUCAUUAUGGCUCACGUAAGGGUUCGUAUUCUGAUGUCCGUGAUUGUUGCAACGAUCACCACCUUAUUCUUCUUCUGGGGUACUCAUCGGUAUGACAACACCAUCCUCAUCAAGGUCGAUUCUCCAGUGAACCGAGUGGCUUCCACCAGUUCCAGCCACUCGCAAUCAGAUAUCCCCAACAAGACUCCUGACGAAUUGUGUCACACCGACAAAUCAGUUGCCCCAGCAGUGGCCCUGGGAGAAUGGCUCAUUCGCAAGAACUAUACCCGCGUCUACAUGCGUCCCAACUUUCACCCCGCAACCACGAAAUUCAAUUCACUGGAGCCCAUCGAGGGAAAGGUCCUUCCACCGUUUCGCGCUCUUGAGCGUGGACUAAAAGUGUCCAACGAGACCGACCCUUGGCCGUGUCCACCGAUCGUGGAUGUCAACGUCGCCACAGACCUGCCUAUCGAAAGUACAAGCCAGCUCCUGUUUGGCCUCGCAACAACCGUUGAGAGGCUGGACAGCCUCUUGCCAUCCCUAUUAUAUUCCUAUGGAAAUACCAAGGCUACUCUCCUCGUUCUUGUGCCUGACAACCGACAUGACCUUGACUUCCAGGAGGCUUAUUUCCGGACCCGUGGCCUCGACCUCAGAUUGAAGCCUUCUCCGCUGGAGUUCAAUGCUCGUUAUUUCGGCUUGGUUGGUGCUUUGAGGGAAUUUAUUGAUGAAGAGCGACCAGACACGAAAUGGGUCAGCUUUGUCGAUGAUGAUACGUUCUUCCCUUUCCUGCCGAGAAUUGCAGAGAAGCUCGCAACGCUGGACGCCUCUAAGAAACACUACAUCGGUGGUGUGUCUGAAGCAAGUUGGCAGGUCAAAACCUUUGGGCACAUUGCAUUCGGUGGAGCCGGGGUAUUUAUCUCAAAAGGAUUGUUGGACGCCCUCCAACCAAUGUACCAGAUAUGCCAAGAUUUUGGUGAACGACAUGGAGACCAAAAGCUAGCGCAAUGCAUUGAGAAAUUUGGGAAAACAAAGUUCACGGCUUGGGAUUCACUGUACCAAAUGGACAUGACCGGGAAGCCCGACGGAAUUUUUGAAUCCGGGAAAGAAAUCAACUCCAUACAUCACUGGAACACCUGGUUUAAAACGGAUGUUGCCAAAAUGAGCGCUGUAGCUAUAGUUGCAGGACGCCAUUCCGUGCUGCGACGCUGGCAGUUUGACGAGACAGUCGAACAAGGCGACAAUGGAGUUGAGAAGCGGAGCUUCUGGGUAUUGACUAAUGGCUACUCCAUUGUCCGAUACACUAUGGAUGCCAGCAUCUCCGCCAGCGCAAUAAAUUUCGACCACACCGAAAAGACAUGGAACGAGGAUCCAAAGGGCUAUGAGAAAAGACUGGGACCGCUGAGACUUAAACACCAGCCUGGAAUCAGAAAGGAUCGAUGGAUGCUGUCAGACUCCGUUGUUGUCGGCAACAAUGUCCAUCAGACCUACAUCUGCAAGGACUGGGAGGGCCACAGCGUUGUCGAGCUUGUCUGGCUCGGGAAUCAGGGCUGGCUUCGACCAGAUAACGCCUAUCACUUUUGAGCCGAUAAAUCUCCAAACGUGAUAUGUGAUUUCUAGUUCCAGACACAGCGAGAGCAGGAUCUCAUAAGAAUGUUUUGCAAUGUGCCCUCGUUCAAAGGAUAUGUAAUUCACUGUUCCUACGUCCCUUUCUUCAUGCCUAGAGCGAUAAGCCACCAUUUCCAAGGAGUUUUUAGACGGACAGGGUAUGAGAGAAAAGGCAUGGCGUUCGGGAAGAGAGGAACGAGCGAUCUUCGGCGUUGAUAAGGGAUUUCUGCGAACCAAAGAGGGUUUUAUUCAAGAAUUUCAUAAAAUAUGGAUGGAAAGGCCAGAUUGUGUGUACAACCAUGUAUGUAAAAUAGGACGAAAAGUGAAUAACAAGGCCAUCCCAUAUCAAUUG
Molecule: messenger RNA, 2378 nt
Organism: Coccidioides posadasii C735 delta SOWgp
Lineage: Eukaryota; Fungi; Ascomycota; Eurotiomycetes; Onygenales; Onygenaceae
Cellular component (GO): membrane
Molecular function (GO): acetylglucosaminyltransferase activity
Source: RefSeq, a predicted model, not a curated record